CAGUCAGUGAGAGUGCGUGCGACCUUGCGGCAAUCGAGAAGCACGAACCGCUCCGUCGCGACGUGCCUCCUUCUUCGUCCACGACACAAGCCAACAGAAUAUGGGAAGUGCACGUCUCCCUGGAGUCGACCGCUUGAUCGGGUCCCUGGCCACAAUCGGGGUCGGCGUCGCCUUGUAUCUCGCACAUCAGUUCCUGCGACCCAAGCCACUCACGCUGGACGAGUAUUAUAGGCAAAAGUACAUUGACCCCAGUACGCUCGUGGGACACAAGGGGAGUUGCGGGUGUGGCAACUUGACAUUCAUCGUCCUAGCGCCGCGGUCGCUGUGCGCGUUUGACGACAGCAACACGUUUCCGUCGAAAUUGGGCCGCAUUCCCGUGCUGCUGGCGCCCAUGACACACCUCCAAAUGACGAGUAACCACACGGCCACGGACGUCGCCGUGUAUUCGCACGAAGUGUCGGCAACCUACGCCACGCAACAUGUCUUCUGCAAGCAAUGCGGCAUUCAUCUCUUCCACAUGGAGCUCAACCGGAACGACCAUGUUGCGAUCAACGUCUAUGCUCUCGAGACCGACUACAUUGAGGACCUACGCGUCGUGUUUGUUCCCAAGGGGGCAUUUCCCAUUUUUCAGCGCGUGCCUUCCUCAGCCAUCACGGACGACGGGGAAACUUUCCCCGCGCUGCCCAAUGGAUCGUCGUCCAAGCAACGACCUGGAGCGUUGCACAAGCAGCACAAGGAAAAUGCAUCAGAAUUUGAAAAGCAAUUGAUGUUGUGGGCACAACUGGACCCCGAGUCCGCGACCGACGACGUCGCGGCGCUGCCGCCUGUCCACGAUGAGGAUCCUGCCCAUGUCGAUCCCGCCAGCACUGGGAAAAUUCCCGAUACACAUCCCGUGACGCUGGACAAGAUUCCCGAGCAAGAACUCGUGCGUAUGAAGUACCAGCUUCAAUAUUAUUUGCAGCGCCAUUUAGAAACUAGCCAAACUCAACCCUCGUGCAGCGUGUAACAUGAAGCUCAUUCGUUUUGCA
This is a messenger RNA of Aphanomyces astaci, 1028 nucleotides long. RefSeq lists its product as hypothetical. NCBI's taxonomy places the organism in Eukaryota, Oomycota, Saprolegniomycetes, Saprolegniales, Verrucalvaceae. The transcript has 9 exons. The coding region runs from base 101 to 1006 and encodes 301 amino acids. Gene Ontology annotation, molecular function: carbon-sulfur lyase activity. The record is from RefSeq and is a predicted model, not a curated record.